This is a messenger RNA of Cladophialophora yegresii CBS 114405, 906 nucleotides long. RefSeq lists its product as uncharacterized. Gene Ontology annotation, biological process: mitochondrial citrate transmembrane transport. The transcript has 3 exons. The record is from RefSeq and is a predicted model, not a curated record. Bases 1 to 906 code for a protein of 301 amino acids. Lineage: Eukaryota; Fungi; Ascomycota; Eurotiomycetes; Chaetothyriales; Herpotrichiellaceae.
AUGGCCUCGGGCUCAGGCAACAAUGGAGACAAGUCCAAGCCCAAGCCCAGUGCCCUCCGCUCGAUCAUAGCCGGCUCAACAGCUGGAGCAGUGGAAAUCUCCAUUACAUAUCCCUUCGACCUCCUGAAGACACGAUCGCAACUGAACCGCCGCUUACCGGACUCCAAGAAGUUGCCAUGGCCGCCCUUCCCGUCGAAAGAAUGGUACACCGGCUGCACGACAGCCAUAGUGGGGAACUCGGUCAAGGCCGGCGUGCGGUUCAUGUCCUUCGACACGUAUAAACACCUCCUAUCAGACGAGAAUGGGCAGAUAUCCGGGCCCAGGACAGUCGCCGCCGGGUUCGGCGCAGGCGUCACCGAAUCCUUGCUGGCAGUCACGCCGUCAGAAUCAGUGAAAACCCAGCUGGUGGAUGACAGGAAAAGACCGAAUCCCCGAAUGCGCGGCUUCAUCCAUGGGUCUACAGUCAUCGCCCGAGAGAAGGGCAUUAGGGGUUUCUUUCAGGGAUUUAUCCCCACGACGGCACGCCAGGCGGCCAACAGUGCGGUCAGAUUUAGCACUUAUACGAGCCUCAAACAGUUCGCGGAAGGCUACGUUGCCCCUGGAGAGAAGCUGGGGUCGUUGACAACGUUCGCGCUGGGGGCAAUGGCCGGUGUGGUCACAGUCUACAGCACAAUGCCGCUCGAUACCGUCAAGACACGCAUGCAGAGUUUGGAAGCGAAGCAAACCUACAAGAACAGCUUCCAUUGUGCGGCAAUGAUAUACAAGAACGAAGGGAUACUGACGUUUUGGUCUGGAGCAUUACCGCGCCUGGGUCGCCUGACACUGAGUGGUGGUAUUGUCUUUACGAUGUAUGAGAAAACUAUGCAACUACUGGAUCUUGCGGAUCCCGACAGGAGGUACAUAUAG